AUGCGUGUACAUGAAGAACGUGAAGAAGAUGAAAAUACACCAGGAACAUCGGAAGGAAAUACAAGUGCUGUGAUUCCUAGGGCAGAGAUAGUAACCACUGAGCCUAUAGUGACAAGACAAAAACAAAUGGUCUUGUCUAACAGAUUUGGAACUGUGUCAGAACAUCAAAUCAAUGAAUUUCAUGAAGCGAUUGUUCGGAUGAUUGCAGAGGACCUACAACCAUUGUCGAUUGUAGAAAACUCAGGUUUUCGUCGUAUGAUAAAGCUCUUAGAUUCUAGAUAUGAAAUACCCAGCAGAAGAGCCCUCGGUAGGACAAUUAUACCUCAAAUAAUGGAGAAGGUAAAAGGAAAUGUGCAAAUUUUAUUAAAUGCAGCAAGUCAUAUUGCAAUUACGACAGAUAUUUGGACUUCUAUGAAUACCGACUCCUUUAUGACGUUAACCGCUCACUUUGUUGACACAAAUUUAAGAGAGCUAAGUACUGUUGUUCUGUGUACCAAAAAGUUGGAGUCUAAUCAUACAGGUGUUUAUCUUUCCCAAGUAAUGACUGAAGAACUGAUGGAGUGGAAUAUUUUAAAUAAAGUAGUUGCAAUUGUAACGGACGGUGCUGUGAAUAUCAAAUUAGCCGUAAGGUUAAUGGACAUUCCUCAGAUUCCAUGUACAGCUCACAAGUUAAAUUUAAUUGUGCAGCAGUCACUAGAAAUGUCAGAGGUGGAUGAAGCUGAUAGAGAUGAAACAGGAGGAUUUAAAAAUAUUUUGAAGAAAUGUCGCAACAUUGUAGCUUUCUUCAAACGAAGUGAAGUUGGUAAUAGGAUAUUAGUAGAAAAACAGAAACAGCUGGGUAUAAAUAAAGUAUUAAAAGUAAAGCAAGACGUCCGUACGCGUUGGAACAGUACUUUAUUAAUGUUGGAGAGACUUGUACAACUGAAAGAACCUCUAACAAUUGCAAUAAUUUCCUUAACAAGAGCUCCAAUUUUCCUUGAUCACGAUGAAUGGAAUAUAGUUGAAGACAUAAUACCUUUGUUGAGACCCUUUAAUUGUUUAACGGUAGAGCUUUCUGCAGAGCAAUACCCAACAAUUUCCAAAGUGAUACCAUUGAUAAGAGGUUUACAAGGUUCGUUGGUUACAAAAAUUCCAAGAACGCUACUUGGACAAGCUUUAAAAACAAAUUUAAUUGGCAAUAUAACAAAACGGUUUGAUGUUUUUGAAAAACAAACAAUAACACCGAGUUUUUCAAGAGCUACCCUGUUAGAUCCAAGGUUCAAAAAAGUUGCAUUUGGAAUAGAUGAAAAUGCUAAUGAGGCUGAAAAGUUUGUAAUUUCAGAAAUAGCUGAUCUAUUAGAUACACCAAAUGCUGUUAAUGAACAAGCAGUUGUUAAUGAAGCAAUUCAAGAUAAUGUUUGGGAAUUCCUACAGUCUAAGGUUACUAGUAUACAAUCCCAAAGUACGGUAACAAGCAGUGCUACUGCCUUGAUGAGGCAAUACUUAAGUAUUUCCCAUCAAGACUUAAAAUCAAAUAUUUUUACAUUCUGGAAUCAACACAAGUCUGUGUUAUAUCCACUUAGUAACAUUGCUGAAAAAUAUGCAAUUAUUCUGGAAUAA
Molecule: messenger RNA, 1599 nt
Organism: Acyrthosiphon pisum (pea aphid)
Lineage: Eukaryota; Metazoa; Arthropoda; Insecta; Hemiptera; Aphididae
Product: zinc finger BED domain-containing protein 1-like
Exons: 6
Coding region: 1-1599 (532 amino acids)
Source: RefSeq, a predicted model, not a curated record